GUUCCGUGGAUAUAUAGAGGAGGGUUUCCGCUGCUGAGGGAACACUUCUCUUUGUUCCGACUUUAGAGAGCAUCUGAAAAAUGAGUGGCCGCGGAAAAACCGGUGGCAAAGCCAGAGCCAAGGCAAAGACCCGCUCCUCCCGUGCUGGGCUCCAGUUCCCAGUCGGCCGUGUCCACAGGCUGCUGCGCAAAGGAAACUAUGCACAGCGUGCCGGUGCCGGCGCCCCCGUCUACCUGGCGGCUGUGCUGGAGUACCUGACUGCUGAGAUCCUGGAGUUGGCUGGAAACGCUGCCCGCGACAACAAGAAGACCCGUAUCAUCCCACGUCACCUGCAGCUGGCUGUCCGCAACGACGAGGAGCUCAACAAGCUGCUGGGCGGAGUGACCAUCGCUCAGGGCGGCGUGCUGCCCAACAUCCAGGCUGUUCUGCUGCCCAAGAAGACGGCUAAGGGCUCUCUGGUCCAGACCAAAGGGACCGGGGCCUCCGGCUCCUUCAAGAUGAGCAAGAAGGCUGCCGAACCUAAGAAGGUCAAGAAGCCGGCCAAGAAAGCUGCUCCUAAAGCCAAGAAGCCCGCAGCGGCCAAAAAGCCCAAGACAGCGGCAGCUAAGAAGCCAGCAGCCGCUAAGAAGUCUCCCAAGAAGGCCAAGAAACCCGCAGCGGCCAAGAGCCCCAAGAAGGCUGCAAAGAGCCCGAAAAAGGCCACCAAGAGCCCCAAGAAGGUGGCCAAAAAGGCCCCUGCAGCCAAGAAAGCCCCCGCAAAGAAGGCAGCCAAGCCCAAAGUCAAGAAAGCAGCAGCCAAGAAGAAGUGAACUGUCCUCAGUCUCAUCAACAAACUACUCACUAAAAGGCUCUUUUAAGAGCCACCCACACCAUCCAUAAAGAGCAUUUCCCCAUUUAUUAUUUCAAUACAAUAAAAGAAGAAGGAGAAAAAAGCUAGUGUUAGAUUAAAUAUUUAUUAUGUAUAGCUACUGAAUAUUAAUAUUUUAUGGACUAAUUACAAAAGUAAAAACAAACCUCCAAGAGCUAAAUGUUCUUUUCACAUCUUAUCACAAUUGAUAU
Messenger RNA from Epinephelus moara (kelp grouper), 1059 nucleotides. RefSeq names its product histone H2A-like. Gene Ontology annotation, biological process: nucleosome assembly. Gene Ontology annotation, cellular component: nucleosome. The record is from RefSeq and is a predicted model, not a curated record. Gene Ontology annotation, molecular function: protein heterodimerization activity; DNA binding; structural constituent of chromatin. NCBI's taxonomy places the organism in Eukaryota, Metazoa, Chordata, Actinopteri, Perciformes, Serranidae. The transcript has 3 exons. Bases 81 to 809 code for a protein of 242 amino acids.